UAUGGCUUUGUUAAAAAAGUGUCAAUAUGUUGCCCUAAUACCCGGAGUAAUUUUGACUUGUCUAUUGUUUGAGAAACAAAAAUUGCUUGUGUUGCCCUUCAUAUCUACGCCUUCAUGCCAUAGCAAGCUCUCUCUCUCUCUCUAUUGUUUGAGAAACAAGAAGCAAAGAUCAAUAACUGAAAAUCGGCUUUGGAAAAUUCUUUGGGGGUAAUUGUUAAUCGUAUUCAGGGAAGUCACAAGAACUGCCAAGCCAUUCUCAUUAUCGAAAUUGAAGCUCAAUGGUCUCCUCCUUUUAUAUGGAUUUGGGAUUAGCAGAUGGAAUUUGGUUGGUUUGAUAUUGAUGAUUGUGGAUUUUGAUUUGUAGAUAUGGAUUAGCAGAUGAAAUCUUGCUAUAUCCUAAAACUAAGUAAUCGAGAAUAUUGUUCCAACCACAAUCUAGCAAUUGAAGUUCACUCAAAUGUAUUGAGAUGAUAUGACAUUGGAAAUCAGCGAUUGAAAUUCUUUUUGUAACUUUUGAACCGCUUAAACAUUGGUGACUAAUCCCUAAUUUCAGGCUAGGGGAGUUAAAAUGAAAUUUUAUUUCAAACUAGAUUGGAUUAAAUUUUAAAAUAUAUGUGAGAAUUAAAAAUAUGUGUAUUUUAAUUAUGUCAAUUUAAUAAACUAAAUUGUAGAAAAUUAGUCGGCAAUUUCUUGCUUAACUAAUCUAAGCCACACAUGGACCUUGAGCAGAAACGGUUAAGAUUUUGUAAGUUGAUUAGAGUUCCUCUCUCUCAAUUGCCAACUUCUAAAGUGCAUUUCGCAUGAAAGAUAAGGCCAAACUCCAAAGAUGCCACUAUCGGCAACUGUAGCUACAAAUUCUGCUUGGGAUUGUUAGCUUUUGUCAUUUUCCAUAAUUGUGGCACUAUGAGAUGCGGCACAUUGCAUCUUGAUUCUCUUGAUCGAACAUUGAGGGGUGGAUGUGAAGUUUAACAUUUGAAUAUAUAUUUAGAUAUAAUUUUAUCUAACAAAUCUGAUGUGUCACUUUCAACUAAUCAUUGGAUUUAUCUUUGUUAAGUAAUAAAAUAAUAAUAAUAAUUAAUUUAGAGUGCUACAUCAACAUUAUUAAAUAAUUUAUGGCAAAAAAUAAAAAAUAAAAAAAAUGAGAUAUUGAAUGAAAUUUCGAUUCACACUUCUCAUGUGUUCAAGAGAUACGUAACAAUUUUAUAGACUAAAGGUCUGUUUGAGAUUAUGAUUUCAAUAAGUGCGAUUUUAAUUCGCACUUUUUCAAAUAAGUAUCACAUAGCCUGUUUAUAGAAAUCGCAAAUUUUUUUUCAUAUUUUAAAUGAAAUGCUUUUUAAAUCGUAAUACUAAAUGUAUUAUGUUUUGUGAUAUAUUUUAAAAACGCAGAUUAUUCUUGCGAAAUCACAAUCCCAAAUGCCCAUUGCCUAACACAAUUUACAAGAAAACUCGCUAAAUUCAUAGUUUUAAUCAAUAUUUUCAAUUGUCGUCACUCAAAUGAGUUUUUAAUAUUUUUCAAAAAACCGUUUUUUUUUUUUUCUCUCUCUUUUAUUUAUUUUCUAUGAAACCGUUGUUGUUCUCACUUCUCAGUAUAAAAAUUAAAAAAACCAUAUUGUACUUGAGAACGAUCGCCAGAAACCGGAUCCAAUCCGAGGUCAACGGAUUAUGUUUACAAAAUCUCUGAUAAAGUGGCGCUAACAAAGCAGGAACAUCGUUUAAGGACAGGUAUCUAAAAAGGCAGGUACUUAACCGAAAAAGCACUGGAAAACAAAAAGAUGUCGAGCAUUUACUAUCAGAUAGCAUUGGGAAGAGUGGGAGUAGCAAUGGCAAAACCCUCGGGUUUCAGAGCCGAGCAACCCCUGGCACCUGAUCUCUCCGCCGACCGUUCGAUUCACCGAGGCGGGCCCUCCUCCACCUCACCCCGCCGCGACAUCGUUUUCGUCGUCAAUCCUCGAGGUGCAAAUGGUAGAACGGGUAAGGAGUGGAAGAAAUUACUUCCGUAUUUAAGGUCCCGCCUCGGUAGAGAAUGCAAUAUAUGUGAAUCCUUGACUUCAGGUCCUUCUCAUGCAAUUGACAUAACGAGGGAGGCUAUACGGGAGGGUGCAGAUGCUGUGAUUGCAGUUGGAGGUGAUGGAACUCUUCAUGAGGUUGUUAAUGGCUUCUUCUGGGAUGGAAAACCUGUUGCUAAUCAUGAAAGAGAGGUUGCUCAUCCAACUGCACUUGGUCUCAUACCCCUGGGGACUGGGUCUGACUUUGCAAGAACAUUUGGCUGGAAAAAUGAUCCUCAUGAAGCCAUUGAACGCAUAGCUAAAGGGCUGAGAUCAAGGAUAGAUGUUGGGGUUAUUAGUAGAGAACACGGAGAAUUACACUACUUCAUUAAUGUUGCUGAUAUUCAUUUGAGUGCAAAGGCAGGUUAUUAUGCUUCUAGAUACAAGAGAUUCGGAAAUUUGUGCUACGUUCUUGGUGCUUUGCAAGCCUUUGUGGGGCACCGUAAUGAAGACCUUAGAAUCAGGGUCAAUGAGGGUGAGUGGGAAGUAUAUUCUCAAGUGACAGCCAUUUGCAUAGGAAAUGCUAAAUAUUUUGGUGGUGGCAUGAAGAUUACACCAAACGCUCACCCUAGCAACGGAAAUUUGGAGGUUGUGAUUCUUCAGGACUUCAAGUGGUAUGACUUUAUCCUAAAAUUACAUAAGCUAUACAAGGGAACCCAUUUAUCGGUGGAAAAUGUAUCUUCAAAAAGUGUGCAGUCAAUUGAAGUGGAGCACCUCUCAGGCGGUGGCAGCAUAUACAUUCAAUCUGAUGGAGAACAUUUAGGGUUCCUUCCUAGGAAGAUUUGCAAUUUACCUGCUGCAAUUGAGAUGAUAUGCUGAUGCAAGCCCUGGAGAAUGUUUCAAGUAAUGUACAAGGUUGCUCAUUUGCUUGAAGUGAUUCAUGUCUCUACUGAUCUCUCUUUUUUUCCUUUUUUCCUUUUUUUCUCAUUAUUUUUUAUUUAUCAAAAAAAGAAAUGAGAGAAAGGAACAACCCAACCAAGGGAAUUAAUGUGCGAGUCUUUCUGAAGAGAGGGAAAUAAGUGACAUGUAUGGCAUUGAUUUGAAGAAUCCAAGAAUCCCUUUAGAAAAGUAUGUCUUAGAUUUUGUCUGUAACCCAUGAUACGAACCAAUUUUUUUUUUUUUUUUUUGUGUUUGGACUUGGCAGUUCCAAGUAGUGGCCCAUUUUAGUUUUCAAAAGGUUUGGUAUUCGUUGACAAA
Messenger RNA from Corylus avellana, 3242 nucleotides. RefSeq names its product Diacylglycerol kinase family protein (gene LCBK2). Gene Ontology annotation, molecular function: ATP binding; kinase activity. Gene Ontology annotation, biological process: phosphorylation; phospholipid biosynthetic process. The record is from RefSeq and is a predicted model, not a curated record. NCBI's taxonomy places the organism in Eukaryota, Viridiplantae, Streptophyta, Magnoliopsida, Fagales, Betulaceae.